This is a messenger RNA of Racocetra persica, 158 nucleotides long. The record is from the annotation of a GenBank genome assembly. Lineage: Eukaryota; Fungi; Glomeromycota; Glomeromycetes; Diversisporales; Gigasporaceae.
UAAAAACUGUGAAAGCACAGCAUGUAUUAGAGUUCCCAGAGGAGAAAGAAAAUGUUUCUUCCUCAUCAAAACUGAUCACUUUAUCUAUAGAUACUCAAGAUAAAAUAUUACAAAAAUAUUUAGAAUCAGACCUUACCAACAAAAUAAAUAAUACUUGA